Jaculus jaculus (lesser Egyptian jerboa) is the source of this 1572-nucleotide messenger RNA. It is a transcript of the gene Gfus, whose product is annotated as GDP-L-fucose synthase. The record is from RefSeq and is a predicted model, not a curated record. Bases 283 to 1296 code for a protein of 337 amino acids. Gene Ontology annotation, molecular function: GDP-L-fucose synthase activity. Gene Ontology annotation, biological process: nucleotide-sugar biosynthetic process. NCBI's taxonomy places the organism in Eukaryota, Metazoa, Chordata, Mammalia, Rodentia, Dipodidae. The transcript is spliced from 10 exons.
AGAUCGCACGCUCUGUGCUGGGCGCUCCCCCUACUGUGGUCUGCCUCCCCUAUUGUCAGUCGGGGAGAGUAGGAUGUAGUCGAUUGGGACCAGCCGCCCUGGUUUGGAUAGCAGCCUACAGGCCUAUGGAGCCUUGGGCAAAGGCUUUCCCCGGGACAGAGCUGGGAAGGUGUAACUCAGUGUAGCUGGGUCUGUCUGGUGGCCUGUGGCCUGUUCUUGUAGGUCUGACCCUGUGCCUGUUGCCCAGUGGCGCAGGGGAGUGGGGUAGGAGGAUGGCACAAGAUGCCUUUAACCUUGCCCCAUUUCCCCCUUCACCUGCAUGCAGCCAACAUGGGUGAGCCCCAGAGACCCAUGAAGAUCCUUGUGACAGGGGGCUCUGGCCUGGUGGGCAGAGCCAUCCAGAAGGUGGUUGCAGAUGGGGCUAGCCUGCCUGGAGAGGAAUGGGUGUUUGUCUCUUCCAAAGAUGCAGAUCUGACGGAUGCAGCACAGACCCAAGCCUUGUUCCAGAAGGUGCAACCCACCCAUGUCAUCCAUCUUGCUGCAAUGGUGGGGGGCUUGUUCCGCAAUAUCAAGUACAAUUUGGACUUCUGGAGGAGGAAUGUGCACAUAAACGACAAUGUCCUGCACUCUGCCUUCGAGAUGGGCGCCCACAAGGUUGUCUCCUGUCUGUCUACCUGUAUCUUCCCUGACAAGACCACCUAUCCUAUUGAUGAAACCAUGAUCCACAAUGGGCCGCCCCACAGCAGCAAUUUUGGGUACUCAUAUGCCAAGAGGAUGAUUGAUGUGCAAAACAGGGCCUACUUCCAGCAGCAUGGCUGUACCUUUACUGCUGUCAUCCCCACCAACGUCUUUGGGCCCCACGACAACUUCAACAUCGAAGAUGGCCACGUGCUCCCCGGCCUCAUCCAUAAGGUGCACCUGGCCAAGAGCAGCGGCUCUGCCCUGACCGUGUGGGGUACCGGGAAGCCUCGGAGGCAGUUCAUCUACUCGCUGGAUCUGGCCCGGCUCUUCAUCUGGGUCCUGCGGGAGUACAAUGAGGUCGAGCCCAUCAUCCUCUCAGUGGGCGAGGAGGAUGAGGUUUCCAUCCAGGAGGCAGCCGAGGCCAUAGUGGAGGCCAUGGGCUUCUGUGGGGAGGUUACUUUUGAUACCACCAAGUCGGACGGGCAGUUUAAGAAGACCGCCAGCAACGGCAAGCUUCGGACCUACCUGCCUGACUUCCGCUUCACACCUUUCAAGCAAGCUGUGAAGGAGACCUGUGCUUGGUUCACUGACAACUAUGAGCAGGCCCGGAAGUGAAGCAUGUGACAGGAGCAGGUGUUCAGCUGGUAACAUCCAUUGACCACUGCCCUCAGAUUGUGCCAGGAAUUGACAGUAGUGGUCAGUAACCUCUACUUUAUGCUGGCCCCUCUGCCAGGGCUUCCUUUGCAGCAGUCCAACAGGGUCCAUGUCUGCCUGACCUCAGGGAAACAGAAACCUGGGCCAAUCCGACGCCUUGCUCCCCUGCUGCCCUGACCUCAUCAAGUCUACUGCCACUUUCCCAUUUCUGGGAACCAAUAAAAUGUAUUUUCACAA